Molecule: messenger RNA, 3081 nt
Organism: Gopherus evgoodei (Goodes thornscrub tortoise)
Lineage: Eukaryota; Metazoa; Chordata; Testudines; Testudinidae
Gene: CHMP1A
Product: charged multivesicular body protein 1A
Exons: 7
Coding region: 73-663 (196 amino acids)
Biological process (GO): endosome transport via multivesicular body sorting pathway; late endosome to vacuole transport; protein transport
Cellular component (GO): ESCRT III complex; multivesicular body
Source: RefSeq, a predicted model, not a curated record
UCGCGAGAACAAGCGGAGUGAUGACGCAACAAUCAGGAAGUGUCGGAGAACCGGGAAGCGGCGGCUGCCGAGAUGGACGAUACACUCUUCCAGCUGAAGUUCACAGCAAAGCAGCUAGAGAAGCUAGCCAAGAAGGCCGAGAAGGACUCGAAGACUGAGCAAGCCAAAGUCAAGAAGGCCCUUCAGCAGAAAAACGUAGAAUGUGCUCGCGUCUAUGCAGAGAAUGCAAUCCGGAAGAAGAACGAAGGUUUAAACUGGCUUCGGAUGGCUUCCCGAGUGGAUGCAGUGGUCUCCAAGGUGCAGACAGCAGUGACCAUGAAGGGGGUGACUAAAAAUAUGGCUCAGGUGACCAAGGCCUUGGACAAAGCUCUGAGCUCCAUGGACCUACAGAAGGUCUCGGCGGUGAUGGAUAAAUUUGAGCAUCAGGUUCAGAACUUGGAUGUUCACACCUCGGUGAUGGAGGACUCCAUGAGCUCUGCUACCACCCUGACCACGCCGCAGGAGCAGGUGGACAGCCUCAUUGUGCAGAUUGCCGAGGAGAAUGGCUUGGAGAUCAUGGACCAACUCAACCAGCUCCCCGAGGGGGCUUCGGCAGUGGGGGAGAGCUCUGUCCGCACCCAGGAAGACCAACUGUCCCGAAGACUGGCUGCCUUGCGGAAUUAAAGUCUCCCAUUGUUCUGGAUGAUCACUGUUCCCCUACUGAUCGUGCGUGGAGUGGGGACAUGUGGGAGAGCCGCCCCCCAAAGCUCCCACUCUAUCCCUGCUGUGGCCUUCUGCUAGCAAAACCAGAACCAGCAAGCCACUCCUUCAGAGCCUGUUCUUCUGCGGUGGACUCUGGUCUUUUCCGACGAUGACUAUUCCCUGAAGAGGCAGCAGGAAGAGGUGUUGGAGGGAGGUUUGCCGAGUGAGCGUGGCCUUGCUCUAGGUGGCAGAGUGUUCAGGGCUCUUAUCUUUAAAGCAGCGCUGCCACUGCCUCUCCGCAUCCUGGGCCUCUAGGGGGAGUGAAGAUGCUGCUUUGAUUCUAACACUACAAGGAGAUCUUGUUGGAAGGGGAAGUGCAUGUUCUGAUGGGACACUGGGUGCCUGCCCAUCUCUGGAUGGCUGUAUCUCUAGCAAAUGUGUAGUGCAUCUUUCUCUCCACAUCCUGUACAUUGGCUCUCUUAGCCACAGUGUGCUUUGCUGUGGGUGACCCUCCUACUAACAGCAUGCAGCAGGUAGUGCCAUGGAUCCUUCCUGUUUCCAUCUAAGUCCCUUCCUUCCCCACUGCCUGUGGUAGCUGAGGGGAAGGGGUGCCCACCUGGGGCGUACGUGCACAUUGGUAGUGUUUCAUGGGCGAGGCAGCUGCCUUGGCUGAAGGGCACAAAUCUCUGUAGUGGCGUCUAGUACAUCCAUAUUCCCAGUUAUCUGCUAGUCCCUGGUGCAGCACCUGUAGCAUUGAGACAAUAGGGAUCCCAGCGUGCAGGGAUCUCGCUUUGCCCACUCUUAGCCCUGGCACUGCUUGUCACGUUGCCUGCCCUGGAUUUUCUCACCGUUAAGUGACCUUUGAGAAGUUUGCCUCCACAACCACACGCUGUGACCACUGAGAUCUGGGAUUCUUCAUGCAUGCCACCCCAGGGAGCGAAGCUGUUCUGAGCUGCUCCAGCCCGGCAGCGUUCAAGGUGCAGUGCUGUCUGCUGGGAAUGCAGGGGCAUGGUCUGUCUCCCAGCUCUGUCACUGGCAGCAUGACAGCAGAGCAAAUGUCCAGCCCCUCCUGUGAAUGGUGAGGAUGUCUCCACUGUCCCAGCAGAUGUUGUACUUCCCUCCUAAAUACCUCUGUUGCCUUUACCUCUUGGGUCUCUUUCCCCCGCCUCCGCUCCCUUCCUCAGGGCUGACGCAGACAAGAGGCCCCAGCUCCACUGGUGACUGAGUGUAAGCUCGUCGCUUCCUUUAACCCAGUCGACACUGCAGGCCUGGGAGCCAGGCUGAGAAGGAAGGAUUGGCCCGCACACCUUCCUCAGCCCCAGGCGUGAGAGCUUUGAGAGGCAUACGGUGUCACUUCUCACACUCAGCCCAGCUCUGCGUAAUGGUGGGAGACACCGCCGGGGAAGUGGGGAGGUAGCGAGGGGAGAUCUGAGCCCAGCUUGCUGCUGAGCCAGGUUCCCAUUCAGAGGAGUUUUAACCUCCAUCCCUGCUGGCUCUACACUAGCUGCCAUGUGCUGGGAGUCUGGUACCACUGUGCAGGAGUCAGUGCAGAGCACUUGUGGCAUACCCAGCAACAUGGCGCAUGUGUUUGGCAGCAGCUAAAGUAGAGAGUGGUUACUGUGAUGAACGGCCCUGGGACUGGAGUGCUGGUUUCACAGGGAGGGCUGGCUCAUAAUUCAUUAACUGUCUCUAAGUGUUAAGUGUCCAGUAGCUUCUCGCAGAUGUGCUAAGGGACCUGCUUCUCUUUGGUUAGGGAGCAAGAAAUCCCUGCUUUGGGGAGCAGGGGAGGCAGAUGGCAUCAGACACACUCCCCAUCACCGUCAUCCCUGAGAGCAUCUGGUGCAGCCUGGUGUCUGACGGUGGCUGGCCUUGCCACUCUCAGUCGGAAGGCAUGUCGCUGGGGUACAGAGUCAGCAGGCUGGGGGUUCUGCAGCACUUACGUGCGGACACACUUUGACAUCUCUGAUAUUUUCCCUCCACGUCUUGUGGCCUUGGAAGAUGCACGUUGGCCUCCCUUUUGCGAUUAGCCUGAGCUGGGCUGUUUGAGUCCAGCUGUGGCCGCCCCCCACACGGUGACAGAGGAGACACAGGACUGAGGAGGAAGCUGGGGCUGUAGGUGAGCUCCAGGGCCGGCUCUAGCAAUUUUGCCGCCCCGAGCACGGUGACACGCCACGGGGGGUGUGCUGCCACUCACCGCGCGGCUCUGGUGGACCUCCCGCAGGCAUUUCUGCGGAAGGUCCGCUGGUCCUGCGCCUCUGGUGGAGCUGCCACAGGUGUGUCUGCGGGAGUUCCACCGGAGCCGCUGGACUAGCGGACCGUCCGCAAGAAUGCCUGCGGCAGGUCUACCGAAGCCACGGACCAGCGGACUGUCCACAGAAACGCCUGUGGGAGGUCCACCGG